Messenger RNA from Seminavis robusta, 3400 nucleotides. NCBI's taxonomy places the organism in Eukaryota, Bacillariophyta, Bacillariophyceae, Naviculales, Naviculaceae. The record is from the annotation of a GenBank genome assembly.
GGAAAGUUGGGCAAGGGCUAAGAGGACUCGGGACUGACCCAUUCCUGGUUGAAGUUCCAAAAGCUCCAACCUCGUCCAUCAUCCAUCUCUCGUCCACCACAUCCCGCCGAAAAUCUUCUUUUGUGAAACUAGCUAGCUACCUCGUGUGGAGAUUUGCUUUCUGUUUCGCCAUGUUGGCCCUUGUACCGGUAGUGUGGCUGGUGCUGCUGGGUGUCAUCUUUGAGGGAAAUGCUGUGGAAGCCUUCCUCGGUGGGAACGUGGGGCUGCAGGGGAAAUUGAAGCCGACAAUUAGUCCAUUUUUCCAACACCAGAGAUUUGCUCGUUCGAGUCUGCCAUCAUCUAUCAAGCCUGAAAUCAAGACAAGUCAAGAUCAGCCGCAACGUCCAGAUGAAUCCCUCAUCAAGGAAUUAAUGAAGUUUCGAAGAAACAAAUACGAUGGAGCCCAGUUGGCUCAUCAGCGAUUGGAACUCGCCAUGAAAGAUCGAGAUCCCACCAUUGAUGAAAAGAGCUUCAAUACCGUCUUUCUUGCCUAUGCUACACAAAGUGGGAGAGGAGAUUGGAUGGCACCAUUGAGAUCAGAACAACUGUUACAAAAGAUGAAGCGAUACCCCACCGUCCGUCCCAGUGUCUUCUCCUACAAUGCCGUCAUGGAAGCAUGGGUCAAGAGUGCCACACAAAAAAGCAACAAACAUCGAAAGAAAACUCCAAAGAAUCGCUCACAAGAUCCAUCUAAAAGUCAAUCCAAGAAGGAGCCUUCAUUUCCAAAAACCCCACAUCCAUCACAACAACCAAAACAACGCUCCAUUGUCCAGGCAAAGAAUGCCGUCAUGCGACUGUUUUUGGAAAUGGCCAAAGCAGGAGAGGCAACCCUCCAACCGGAUACUUACACGUAUAACUUGGUCUUGGAAUUAUUCGCCAAAUCACCUAGUCCUGAGGAUCUGGAAAAAGCAAUGGAAUGGUUUCGUAACAUGUCAUGUGAACCCGACUUGAAAACCUUCAACCUCCUGUUUGCCGCGCACGGCAAACAUGGAAAUGCCCAAGAGGCCGAACAAUUGCUUCAUGACUUGAUACGGGAAAUUCAAGAGGACGAAUUGCCAGCAGAAGAAGAAAACAGACCUCUGGUUCCUCGACAAGUAUGGUUCCAUUGCGUGCUCAAGGCAUAUGCUCAAGACCAGAAAAAACGUCGAUCCACCGACAGCACAACAUUUGACUUCGGAGCAAAAGCAGAUCAACUCCUGGAAGCCAUGCAGUUCCUCUAUAAGGACGAAGGCUUGGAAUCGGUGCGUCCUGAUGCAUCCACUUUCAAUCAUGCCCUCAACGUCCACGCACAAUUGGGAAACAUUGCUCGUGUCAAGGAAUUGCUCCGAGAGCUAGAGGACUUGUAUUUCGAGUCUCCAGACAGGAUGGAUCUGGCACCCGACCGAAUCACCUACACCACCGCCCUCAAAGCCUAUGCCAAUUCUGCGUCCCAUAGUGACAUUCACGAGGCAGAGGAACUCUUUCAACGAAUGCUCGACCUUGCCGCUGCGGGAAGAAGGAACAUGAGUCCGAGCAUUGUCUCGUACAAUACAAUGAUCCAGAUAUGGAGCAGGACGGGUCUCAAGGAGCAUAUCUUAAAGGCAACAGAUCUACUGAAGGAAAUGCAGCAGCAACCAUCCACGUCGCCACAAAGAUCGACAAUUCUCCUUCCGGCAUUUCCUCGUCCGCCUCCUCCAAUUUCGAAUUCCUUCACUACCAUACUCCACGGUUGGUCCAAGACCCGAAAUUGCCGUGAAGCAGGAUACAAGGCGGAAGAAUUACUCCACAUGUUGGAGAGACUGCCCCCAAAUGCACGAAGAAACCUCAACUGGAGUACUGUCUAUAACAGCGUCAUUACUGCCUGGAGCAAAAGCGGAGACAAGGCUGCGCCGCAACGAGUCGAAUCCUUGCUGAAUCUUUUGGAGGACAAGUGCUACCGGCAUGACAGUGGUGGAACUGUAGGACCCGACAAGACCACAUUCCUUUGCAUAGCCGAUACGUAUGCCAAGGCUCGAAUUCCGGACGCCGAACAACGAUGCGAUGAUUUGUUGGUCCGCAUGAAACAGCUCGAGGAGGCUGGAGUUGUCUCGAGUGACCUUCGCUCGAAUCGUGCUCUUUACAAUAGUAUUUUGAAUGCCUUGGCCAAGAGUGGUCAACCGUCCUCCAAAGACAAGGCGGAAGAAAUCUUGACAAUGAUGCAAACUUCACCCAACAAGGAUUUGAGACCAGACAUUGUGACAUAUGCAACUGUCAUUGAUUGCUAUACCAAGAGCGGCAGUGCUGGUACCGCUGAUCGAGCCGAAGAGCUCCUUCGUUUCGUGGAAGGCAGUUAUCGCAAUGGAGACACCCUGUUGAAGCCGAAUGCUGUAUUUUAUUCCGCCAUUCUCCAAGCUUGGGCCAAGACCCAAACCAUGCAAGGCGCAGAGAGGGCAGAAUGGUUGCUACGUCGCAACGAAGGACUGUACAAGCAAGGGCACGACUACUACAAGCCACACCCAAUCAUGUACAAUGCUGUCAUGGACUCAAUUGCUCGUUCUGGCAUGGCGGAUUCUGGAGUACGCGCGGAAGAGUUGUUGGGAGAAAUUAUGUCUCUGUACGAAGCUGGCGAUGAACAAAUGAAACCGACACGGCGUAGUUUCAAUGCUGUGAUGUUGGCAUACCGAUACGACGGUCAAGGAGCGGAGAAGGCUGAAAAGUUGCUGGAUACCAUGGAAGAUUUGGCGGAUACGGGCGACUUUCCCAACAUCAUGCCGGAUGUGGUCGCUUACAACUGUGCCAUUCACGCGAUUGUGGACGAGAGGAGUUCCACAACCAAACCAGUCGAUUGGAACGCGGUCGCUAGUCGAGCUCAAGCUUUGUUGGAUCGCAUGGAAGAACGGUGCAUUCGACCAGAUGCCACAACCUACUCCUGCGUGAUUGAAGCAUGGCUCAAGUGCCAUGACGAGAAGGGGUCGGUAAUGGCGGAACUGAUGCUUCAAAAGUUCCUGGACCUUGUGGAGACGACAAAAGAUUGGGAAUCCAAGCCGGACACUGAGAUGGUGUGGGACGUCAUCAAUGCCUACAGGGACACCGAUUGAUGAUCCAACUUGUGUGGACUGGGCAAAGGACCGUUUGAGCCUUCCGUGCAGAUAUCAUUCGAUUCCAACAGUCAUCUAGCCAUCAACUACGAAGAAAGGCGCCGCGGCUGUUGCUUGAGAGACCUUCCAACACGACACCGCAUCUUCAACCCGGUCAAGACAAAGAAGGAUGCUUGAUAGAAUGGAAACCUCCGCAAAAAGUUGGCAAUGCAACAUGCUGGACUUGGGGCUCCACGGCGAUGGCCGAGAUCCCUGACUAAGGAUCCUAGAGAUAGAUGUGUUUAUAGGAUUCACGUUGGAUGGUC